AUGCUGGGUGUUAUAAGGCGGAAAGCGGCUUCCGGCGCCGAGGUUUACAAGAAAUCGUUGUCUAAGCUCAAACCUACAGUAUCUACACCACGAGCAUGCGCAGCUGCUCCAGAAGAGAUCCCGUACUACACCAGGGGCGUUGGCAAUGCUCGGGCUUUUUCCGCCAUGGCUGGACGAACAAUGUCUCUGAUUCCAAAGAGGAAGUUACUACAUCCUGUACAACAAGAUUUAAACAUGCAAAGUUGGAGCAGGCCAUUUAGUUCCAAUUCUGAUGGUGAUGUUGUCGAAGCUGUUGUCCCAUUUAUGGGUGAAUCUAUUAGUGAUGGCACAUUAGCUGCAUUCUUGAAAAAACCCGGGGAUAGAGUAGAAGUUGAUGAGCCAAUUGCGCAGGUUGAAACAGACAAGGUCACAAUUGAUGUCAAUAGUCCUGAAGCAGGGGUGAUUCAGAAGUUUAUAGCUAGCGAAGGAGAUACUGUAGAACCUGGCACCAAGGUUGCUAUCAUAUCAAGAUCUGGUGAAGGUGUAACACAUGUUGCACCUUCUGAUGAAAAACCAUCCUCAAAAGCUUCUCAACCAUCAACUUCUCCCUCUGAAGAAAUAAAGGAGAAACCUACGCCUAAAGUCGAAACAACUCCUGUUGUAGAAAAGCCAAAAGGAACCCCUCCCUCUCUUCCCCCGAAAACACCAGCUACAGAACCGCAGUUACCCCCUAAAGAUAGGGAAAGACGAGUUCCUAUGACUAGGCUUAGGAAAAGAGUUGCCACACGUUUAAAGGAUUCUCAGAACACCUUUGCAUUGCUGACAACAUUUAAUGAAGUUGACAUGACUAAUCUAAUGAAACUUCGCUCUGAUUACAAGGACUCAUUUGUUGAAAAGCAUGGAGUGAAGCUGGGACUAAUGUCUGGAUUUGUGAAAGCGGCUAUUAGCGCUCUACAGAAGCAGCCAAUAGUGAAUGCUGUUAUUGACGGCGAUGACAUCAUUUACAGAGACUACAUUGACAUAAGCAUUGCUGUUGGUACCCCCAAGGGUCUUGUUGUUCCCGUUCUCCGUAAUGCUGAAAGCAUGAACUUUGCUGAGGUCGAAAAGGCGAUCAACACCCUUGCUAAGAAGGCCAACGAUGGCACUAUUUCAAUAGAUGAGAUGGCUGGUGGAACAUUUACCAUAUCGAAUGGUGGUGUUUAUGGAAGUCUUUUGAGUACUCCCAUCAUCAAUCCUCCACAGUCUGCUAUACUGGGGAUGCACUCUAUUGUGAACCGGCCAAUGGUGGUGGGGGGCAACAUAGUAGCGAGACCCAUGAUGUACAUUGCUCUGACUUACGACCACCGGCUGAUUGACGGUAGAGAGGCUGUUUUCUUUUUGAGAAGGAUCAAAGAUGUGGUGGAAGAUCCUCGUCGGCUGCUCUUGGAUGUUUGA
Molecule: messenger RNA, 1413 nt
Organism: Striga hermonthica
Lineage: Eukaryota; Viridiplantae; Streptophyta; Magnoliopsida; Lamiales; Orobanchaceae
Source: the annotation of a GenBank genome assembly